Lathyrus oleraceus (garden pea) is the source of this 916-nucleotide messenger RNA. RefSeq lists its product as uncharacterized. The record is from RefSeq and is a predicted model, not a curated record. Bases 134 to 751 code for a protein of 205 amino acids. The transcript has a single exon. NCBI's taxonomy places the organism in Eukaryota, Viridiplantae, Streptophyta, Magnoliopsida, Fabales, Fabaceae.
UAAUCUACAUGUGUGGCUAAAUCACAACCACUCAAAAAUAAAAAAAUAAAAACAAAAAGUUCUCUUUGAAGUGUCAUGGUGUACCACUCAAAACUACAAGUUCAUUUUUCAAACGGAUAAGAAAAUAAACCCAAUGGCUUGCAAUUCUACACCGCUCCUAUCACCACCCAAAACAACCACCGUCGCAACCGUCCAACACCACCACCAUCACCACACACUCCAACCAAUCUUCCACACCAAACCCACCCUCACCCGGAAACUCACCACAAAACUCCACGUAUCCUCCUCCCCAACCAACAAACCCACAACCACAACCACACCCUCACCCACCCAACCCCCACCCCCAAAACCCAAUCAAGAAACCGUCUACUUCGACGGCGGAGCCCACUACGGCGACCUCGUCGCAAAUCUCUUCCUAGGCUUCACCCUCGUAUGGCUUCCCUUAACGCUAGCAGCAGUCUCACGUGCCCUUUACCUUCGUUACAGGUUCACCAACCUCAGAGUUACAGUAAUCUCAGGGCUAACAGGCGAGGACAGAAGUGACUUUUCAUACAGUGUUAUCAAAGAUGUUCAGGUUGUUCCAAGGUUCAUUGGUGAAUGGGGUGAUAUUGUUAUCACAUUGAAAGAUGGUACUAAAGUUGAUCUUAGGAGUGUUCCUAAGUUUAGAGAAAUUGCCAAGUAUUGUCUCUCUAUGAGGGAUAAAUCUUCUCAGAAUUUGAAUAAAUCUGCUCCUAAAGGCUUUGGAAAAUAAAUAUUAUACAGGUAUUUAAUGUUUAUUAUGUAUACAUACAUAUAUAUGUAAAUUUAUUUAUUUGUUUUGUUUUAUAGAUUAAUUUGGUGCUUGGCAAUGUUAACAUUUUGUAUUGAAUUUUGUUGUGCCACUUUUUUGAUUCAAUGAUAAUGGAAUUUUGUAUUA